CCGUCUCCGCCGUCGCUUCGGUAGCCGCCGCGGUGGUCGCUUCGGGCAGCUGCUCGCUCUCGGGGCGUCGCCUCCCAUCCCGACAUCCCGCCCGGAGGACGCUGAGGCUGAAGCGCGGCCGGUGGCUGGGGGACGGUCCGGUCCCUCAGCUGCGCGGGCGGCCGCAGUGACAGCCCGGCCCCAGCCCGCCGCCCGCCCUCGCCCUCGCCCUCGCCCUCGGUGCCCGCAGCCACGAUGAACCGGGGCAGCAGCAGCCCGUCGGCCGCCGCCAACUACCUGCUCUGUACCAACUGCCGGAAAGUACUGCGGAAGGAUAAAAGAAUCAGAGUAUCUCAACCCUUGACAAGAGGACCAAGUGCCUUUAUUCCAGAGAAGGAAGUUGUCCAAGCAAACACAGUGGAUGAACGUACUAACUUUCUUGUGGAAGAAUACUCUACAUCCGGUCGCCUGGACAACAUCACCCAGGUCAUGAGUCUGCACACACAGUACCUGGAGUCCUUCCUGAGGAGCCAGUUCUACAUGCUGCGCAUGGACGGCCCCCUUCCUCUACCGCACCGGCACUACAUCGCCAUCAUGGCUGCAGCUAGACAUCAGUGUUCUUACUUAAUAAACAUGCAUGUGGAUGAAUUUUUAAAGACAGGAGGUAUUGCUGAGUGGUUGAAUGGUUUGGAAUAUGUACCACAAAGACUGAAAAAUCUUAAUGAAAUAAACAAGCUGUUAGCACACCGACCCUGGCUGAUCACAAAAGAGCACAUUCAGAAACUUGUCAAAACUGGAGAAAAUAAUUGGUCUCUGCCCGAACUGGUACAUGCUGUGGUCCUACUGGCACAUUAUCAUGCUUUGGCAAGCUUUGUUUUUGGUAGUGGCAUCAAUCCAGAAAGAGAUCCAGAAAUCUCCAAUGGAUUCAGGCUAAUAUCAGUCAACAAUUUCUGUGUGUGUGAUCUCGCUAAUGACAACAACAUAGAGAAUGCAUCUCUAACAGGCAGCAACUUUGGGAUCGUCGAUUCUCUAAGUGAGCUAGAGGCCUUAAUGGAAAGAAUGAAAAGGCUUCAAGAAGAAAGAGAAGAUGAAGAGGCAUCUCAGGAAGAAAUGACCACUCGCUUUGAGAAGGAGAAGAAAGAAAGUCUUUUUGUGGUCUCUGGAGAUACUUUUCAUUCAUUUCCUCAUUCAGAUUUUGAGGAUGACAUGAUUAUAACAUCUGAUGUCUCCCGAUAUAUCGAAGACCCUGGUUUUGGGUAUGAAGACUUUGCCAGACGAGGAGAGGAGCAUUUGCCAACAUUCCGAGCUCAGGACUAUACCUGGGAAAAUCAUGGGUUCUCCCUGGUGAACAGACUUUAUUCUGACAUUGGACAUCUUCUUGAUGAGAAGUUCCGCAUGGUCUACAAUCUCACCUAUAACACUAUGGCCACCCAUGAGGAUGUUGACACAACCAUGCUGCGCAGAGCUUUAUUUAACUACGUUCACUGUAUGUUCGGAAUCAGGUAUGAUGACUAUGAUUAUGGAGAAGUUAAUCAAUUACUUGAACGAAGCCUGAAGGUUUACAUUAAGACAGUGACCUGCUAUCCUGAGAGGACUACCAAGCGCAUGUAUGAUAGUUACUGGCGUCAGUUCAAACACUCAGAAAAGGUUCACGUAAAUUUACUUCUAAUGGAAGCACGGAUGCAAGCUGAGCUUCUCUAUGCUCUUCGUGCCAUAACUCGGCAUUUGACCUGAAGCGUCAUCCAGGGAAAAUGUCAUAUAUGUGUAAAGACCUUUUCACAUAGGAUAUACAUCAGAAGCUGUUUGUGAUGUAGCAUCAAACAUUAUUCAAUUCUCUAGUGUCAAAGUUUUAGCCGUUUUUUGGGGGGCGGCUGUAAUGUGCAAUGAUGUAUUUUCUUUUUCUUGAUGCUUAACAUGACUAACAAUUGCAAAAAUAAUACUGAGGAGCACUACUUGGCAUUGUUUAUAGUUGGGUUUUUGGAUACUGAUCAUAAAUCAUGAACCUGGUUUGUUAAUGCUUAACUUCAGUGCUUUGGGGUUUGUGUGUAUGUGUAUUUUUGU
Messenger RNA from Kogia breviceps (pygmy sperm whale), 2040 nucleotides. RefSeq names its product sestrin 3 (gene SESN3). NCBI's taxonomy places the organism in Eukaryota, Metazoa, Chordata, Mammalia, Artiodactyla, Physeteridae. Gene Ontology annotation, molecular function: L-leucine binding; oxidoreductase activity, acting on peroxide as acceptor. Gene Ontology annotation, biological process: regulation of response to reactive oxygen species; cellular response to L-leucine; negative regulation of TORC1 signaling. The record is from RefSeq and is a predicted model, not a curated record. Gene Ontology annotation, cellular component: nucleus.